AUGGCGGUAACCAGCACAAUUUCAAGUGUCGUCAAAGACAUGGAAUCGUUCCUCAAAAGCCAAGGCAAUCCAAUUGGAGACCAUGUGGGUUUCCUUGACAAAUUCGAAAAGUACAUUCACAUUGAAGAAGAGGUCACACUGUCUAAAAACAUCUUCAUUCUCAACUCUCUUGGCCCAAAAAUUGAGAAAUCAAACUCUCCCAUUUACUGCCAACAAAAGGAGACCAGGAUAUUUAUUUCCCCGUUAAUCUGGGCUGCUGGAUGCGGCCUUGGCGACGUUGUGUCCAUGAUUUUGGACGUCACAAAGGUUGACGGGAAUUUUAGGCCUGAUGUGGCACCCGAUCAGGGGCCUAUCACUGCUCUCUUUUUGGCUCUUUGCUAUGGGCAUGCCAAAAUAGCCAAGACGCUCUUGGAGGUAAGAGCUAAACCAGAAGCAUCUUUCAGUGUCAAUGCUCUUCACGCUGCCGCCAGAUGA
Ilyonectria robusta is the source of this 474-nucleotide messenger RNA. RefSeq lists its product as uncharacterized. Gene Ontology annotation, molecular function: protein binding. The record is from RefSeq and is a predicted model, not a curated record. NCBI's taxonomy places the organism in Eukaryota, Fungi, Ascomycota, Sordariomycetes, Hypocreales, Nectriaceae. The transcript has a single exon. Bases 1 to 474 code for a protein of 157 amino acids.